Molecule: messenger RNA, 808 nt
Organism: Cuscuta europaea
Lineage: Eukaryota; Viridiplantae; Streptophyta; Magnoliopsida; Solanales; Convolvulaceae
Source: the annotation of a GenBank genome assembly
UUUACUUUUAAAAAACGACCAUAUGAGGCAUAAUGACCGGUUAAAAACCCUCUGAUCCCGGUUUCCGCUUACCUGGCACUCAUUUUAGUUAAUCUUUAAUUUUUAUUCCACGUCAGUCCCUUAUCGUCAAUUUUAAAAGGCCACCCACCCACGCUUUUGAGAAGACGCCAGUCCCUUAUCGUCAAUCUUUGACCAGAAGCUUUCUUCUCAACAAACGUUGGUCUCCCAGAAAAAGCUAGGGUUCAUUGCUAAGCUCGGCUCAAGUUCUCCAGGAUCGAAAUGUCUUCAAGUUCGUUCACCUCGAAUUCAAGGAUGGGUUCAAACCUCUACUACGAACCUGCUGUGUAUUGUAAUUGUGGAUUAAAAGCACCUUUGUGUGUGGGAAGGGAAAGUGGCCGGAAGUUCUAUGGGUGUCAACGAUGGAAAACACAAGGAGGAGGAUGCAAGUUCUUUGCUUGGAAAGAAGAGAGUAAUGCUAAAUGGGAAAGUUCAGAGUUGAGAUGGGAGGAGGGCAGAAAGCUACUUUAUCAGUUAAGAGAUGAAAAUAUGAGUGUUGGUCAUGAAGUGAGUGAGUUACGAGCUGCACUGCAAUCCGAAAUUCAAGAAAGGAGGAAUUGUAUAAUGUUGAUUACAAUUAUAAUUGUAUUUGUUGUGGUAGCAAUGGCAAUGAUGAUCUGUGUAUUAAAGUAGAAUUUCUAAAGAAUUUUUAUGUAGUUCUUGCAAUGGCUAUGAAGUAACAUUGUAUAACAAUGUAAUUUGUAAUUUGAAUUUCUAAAAGUCAAGGAUUAUAUAUUUAACAUUUUUGUUA